UGCCCGGUGCUUGAUUUGUGUCUUUACCGGCUUCCGAUCCGCGUCUCUUUGCUCAUCUUCGUGUGCAGAACGCUUCAGUGUAAACAGUCAGACCUUUUACUUUUUUCACGUAGUUCAGCUGCAGUGUGUGACUUUAUUAUUGUUAUUUUUCAUGCCGCACGAGCGAAUAAUAUCAUACGUUUGUAACUCAGAGCGGAAAAUAAACCAUAUUAGCAACAUGGAGACGGAAAUACAUGUGCCUGUGGGCUCACCGACAAUCAGAAAAUUCCCAAUACACGUCGACGAGCAUAACGUGAAAGACGGGGCGAUAAAAUUAAUAAAAUUGCUGCGGCCAUCAUGGGACAUUAACCAGCUCAAGACCAAGUUUUUCACAGAUGGAACGACCAACAAGCUGGUGGGCUGCUAUAUGGACGAGAGCCCAGAGGACGUGGUGUUGGUGAGGGUGUACGGCAACAAGACCGAGCUGAUUGUGGACCGAGACAACGAGCUGAGGAGCUUCCAGGUUCUCCACGCCAAUGGCUGCGCUCCUCACCUCUACUGCACCUUCAACAACGGCAUCUGCUACGAGUUCAUGCAGGGAGACGCGCUCGGUACGCAGGACGUCAGGGACCCUGCGCUGCUCAGACUCAUCGCUACGGAAAUGGCUCGCAUUCACGCCAUUCACGCCCACAACGGCUGCAUCCCCAAACCCAACCUGUGGAUCAAAAUGAGCAGGUACUUCUCCCUCGUGGCCACAGAGUUCACCGACCAAGCCUCCAACGCCAGAAUCCAAGAGGAAGUUCCCAGUAAGGAAGUGCUGGAACAGGAAAUGACAUGGAUGAAGGAGCAUCUGUCUCAGCUUGGCUCGCCCGUGGUGUUGUGCCACAACGACCUGCUCUGCAAGAACAUCAUACACAAUGUGAAGGAAGGUUACGUUCGUUUCAUAGACUACGAGUACUCGAGUUACAACUACCAGGCAUUUGAUAUCGGGAACCAUUUCAACGAGUUUGCAGGCAUGAGUGAGCUGGACUACAGUCUGUACCCGAGUCGGGAGCUCCAACUGGAUUGGCUGCACACCUACCUGAAGGCCUACAAGCACUUCACUCAGAAAGGAGAGGAAGUGAGCCAGCGUGAGAUCGAGACCCUGUACGUGCAGGUCAACAAGUUUUCACUGGCAUCGCAUUUCUUCUGGGGUUUCUGGGCCCUCAUCCAGGCCAAGUACUCCUCCAUCGACUUCGACUUCCUUGGAUACGCCGUCCUGCGCUUUAAUCAGUACUUCAAGACCAAGCCGAAUGUCAUGGCCCUGAAGAUCCCGGAGUGAAAGGAGACGAGAUGAUGAGCUGACACUUUGGGAGUGGAGGGACUCCUGUUGGAUAGGGGAGGGGUCUGGGGUACAGCAAGGGUGGGUAUGAGGGCAGGUCAAAUUCCACGGGUCCCUCAACUAAACCAUGACUUCACGAUAACAUCCAUGUGUGUCUUUACUAAGGUCCACAUUUCCUCAUGUCCUCAAGCAUUUCUGGUGUUUUUUUUUUUUUUGGUACAUUAUUUAUUUCUGGUUCACUUUGAUAUCUAUUCACCCAAAUUUCUUUUGCAGUGAGCUUUAAGAGUGUGUCUCUGCAAUGAUGUAACUAUUGCCUUUGCUUGCUUGCUUGCUUUCUUUCUUUCGAGUGAUUCUUUUGAAAGUGUGGCGUAUGUGGUAGUCUGGAAGCCUCGGCUUGGUUAAGCCUGACUUCUUUUGACUUUUUUUUUUUUUUGAAAUACAUUCCUGAGAAGUUAAGGCCACCAAGGCCAUUCGCCCUCCGCUUUCUGGGGACCAGUCUGGGUUGUUUUUUUUCCCCUCCCCCCUACCUUUUAAGCCUUUAUGGUAACGAGUAACUCUGUUUAAUUUUCCACUUGGCGCAGGUGAUGGAAAAAUCUCAGCCCUGGCCUCCACCUCCUCCGUUUGUCCUUGCAUUACCUGCUCAGGGAUGUACCGGGUAACCAAAGUCCCAGACUCCUUUCCUGGAAAUUUUUUUUUCUCAUGACUAAAGAAAUUGUCUGUUUCUUUAACCAGUUCCUGAAAUGAACAAGGUGUUGGUUAUAUAAAAGCUCGUUGCAUAAUUAGAUCCAGCAGAUGUUCAGGCUUUGUGUAGCUCGGGUUCCUCAAACAUUAAAUCCAGAGGCGAUGGAUGCAGGUUGAGCCUUUACACUAAUGAUGUGCAUAUUAUUAAUGAUCCCAGCUGACAGGUGACAAAUUAAAAGAAAAACGUUGGUUACGAGGUUAUGGUUAUUUAUUUUGCUGCCAUCUAUGUUCCACUUGUCACGUUCGAUGGGGUGAAGCAGCACUGCGGAGGAUUUUUUUUCCCCCUCUCGUCCGCCCCCCGAGUGAACGUCUGUAGCCUAUAAAGAAACCUUUCUCAUUUGUAUCCUGAAUGGAGGCAUGGUCUCUUCCAGCUUGAUCCCGCCCCCAUUCAAGGCAUGACUGCUCGUUGAAUGGUUUAAUGAGGACGAAACGAUGUAUGCCAAGUCGUCAAAAUAACCAGGUGUAAUAACGACAUAACGGCUCAUUAUUUC
This is a messenger RNA of Neoarius graeffei (lesser salmon catfish), 2532 nucleotides long. It is a transcript of the gene etnk2, whose product is annotated as ethanolamine kinase 2. Gene Ontology annotation, molecular function: ethanolamine kinase activity. Gene Ontology annotation, biological process: phosphatidylethanolamine biosynthetic process. Gene Ontology annotation, cellular component: cytoplasm. The record is from RefSeq and is a predicted model, not a curated record. Lineage: Eukaryota; Metazoa; Chordata; Actinopteri; Siluriformes; Ariidae. Bases 152 to 1300 code for a protein of 382 amino acids. The transcript has 8 exons.